AUGGCACCCCAUUAUGACAACCCAUGGGACAUUUUCCAUUCCUGGUACGGCCCUGCUCCUCGCCAGCCAGGCGCCGGCGUAGACCACACCAACAACGCAGCGCCGCCCUUCCCUUUCCCAUUCCGAGGUCCACACCCGCCUCCGCCUCCGCCUUUUUCCUUCAACCCAGACGAUUACGCCGAUGAGGCCGACUGGAGUGGACGUGGUGGUGGGCGCGGAGGACGUGGCAGACGCAAUCGCUCGCCUCAUUACCGUGACCAUCCGGAGUCUUACAGCGACAAUGUGAAUGCGGGAAGUGCUCAGGCGAAUACGGCUUCCGGAGAGGCUGAGAAUGAGAAAAGCAGCCACGAUACCUCUCCAGAUACCGCGCACGAAGGAGAGGACUUCCCCGACCCUGCCGAAGUCACUCCCUCGGAAAGCGACGAUGGCGAAGACCAUGGCCACGGCGGUGCUCCUCCAUUUUACGCCUCCGAAGAUGCCUCUGGUCGACGAGGCGGACGCGGCGGGCCUCGUGGUCGUGGCGGAUGGGGCCAUGCUCACGCUCACGCUCACGGCCACGGUCGAGGCCGCUGUGGAGGCCGUCGCGGCGGAUGGCGCCGAGGCUUCGGAGGUCCCUUCGGAGGCGGUCCCGGCGCUGGCGGGCCCGGAGGUCCUCACCCUCCUCCCCCGCAGCCUCCCUUUGACUUCCCCGGCAUGAUGCGCGGCUUCAUGGACCACCCUUUCUUCCAAAACUUGCGCGAGCAGGCUGAGCGCUACUACCGCCCUGCUGACGGAGAGAAUGCCCGCCAGCCACAGCAGCAGUCUGACGAGGCCGACGACGCCUUCACUCCGCCAAUCGACAUCUUCAACACCCCCACCGCCUUCAUCCUCCACGCCGCCCUUCCAGGCGCCAAAAAGGAACACAUUGGCGUGACGUGGAACCCGCAGUCCCGCACCCUCCGCAUCGCCGGCGUCGUCCACCGCCCCGGCGACGAAGCGUUCCUGCAGACGCUCACGUCCGUCCAGGAGCGCAGGGUCGGCCUCUUCGAGAAGGAGGUCAAGCUGCCCCCCGCGGGCGUGUCCGAGGAAGACCAGGACGUGGAGGUGGAUGGAUCUGGCAUCACGGCCAAGAUGGAGGAGGGAGUGCUGAUUGUUACGGUGCCCAAGGUGGACAAGGAGUGGAUGGAGGUGCGAAAGGUGGACAUUGAGUAA
This is a messenger RNA of Trichoderma atroviride IMI 206040, 1191 nucleotides long. RefSeq lists its product as uncharacterized. Lineage: Eukaryota; Fungi; Ascomycota; Sordariomycetes; Hypocreales; Hypocreaceae. The record is from RefSeq and is a predicted model, not a curated record.